CCAAAUUUACAGUGCUUGUCCUGUGUUCAAACUACUAUGCAUCUUGCACGUCAGUCCUGUAUUGUUCUAUUACUACCUCUAAUACGUUCAUCUAUAUGCAGUGUCAAGUGUUGUCUCACUGCGUCAAGCCUCAACCUCACCCUGUCAACCACUCAAGCCCCAACCAUGGCAUUGAUAUUGUCAGAAGCCUCCUUUAGGCUGGGUCAAGCACCACUCACACCACGACAAGUUCUCCCAAACAUCUUCGCAGUCUCUGUACUAAUAUCAACAUUCACACUUCUAUGCCGCGUCAAGGCCUACUAUCAGUGCCGCGUCAAACCUCGUCAAUGCCGCGUCACUGCCUCGUCAAACCUCGUCACUGCCUCGUCAAACCUCGUCACUGCCUCAUCAACCCUCGUCACUCCCGCGUCAAACCUCGUUACUCCCGCGUCAAUUUCACAUGGCCCGUAG
Suillus plorans is the source of this 450-nucleotide messenger RNA. RefSeq lists its product as uncharacterized. The record is from RefSeq and is a predicted model, not a curated record. The transcript has 3 exons. The coding region runs from base 37 to 450 and encodes 137 amino acids. Lineage: Eukaryota; Fungi; Basidiomycota; Agaricomycetes; Boletales; Suillaceae.